Molecule: messenger RNA, 554 nt
Organism: Ceratosolen solmsi marchali
Lineage: Eukaryota; Metazoa; Arthropoda; Insecta; Hymenoptera; Agaonidae
Gene: Blos4
Product: biogenesis of lysosome-related organelles complex 1 subunit 4
Exons: 4
Coding region: 72-536 (154 amino acids)
Cellular component (GO): BLOC-1 complex
Source: RefSeq, a predicted model, not a curated record
AUUUAGGAUUGGAUUGGCGUAGGAGAAAUGAUAAUUUAACCUAUAAUAAUUUAGUAAUAAAGUUAAACAAUAUGUCAGAAAAGUGUGCAGCUACGUUACAAGAAAUGGCAAAUGAUUAUACGGCCUUCGCAACAAUAGAUAUAGAUGCUGACUUAAAGGGUGUUCAUGAAACUGUAGAAGAAAUGCAAUUACACUUAGAAGAAUUUAUAUCAAUUCUUGGAAUGUUGCAGGCUAAGGGGGAUAAAGUAAUAACGGCAAACAUGUCGCGUUUUUUAUCAUUGCGACCGCAAGUGAACCAACUUUGCAAAAGAAUCGACGCCCUUGAUUACUUUAUAAGAAGGGUGAACAUAGAUCUUACCAUUCUCGAAACAAACAUGGAAAUAAUAGAGUCGACAUUUAAUUCUUCAGAUAAAAGAUAUCCCAUGUUGAAUCCCUUUUCCGUUUUUAAAAAGUCAACACCUAAUCUACCGUCACUAGCUAUUUAUCAAACACCGAAAAUUUUAAAAAUUGAAGAUUAUUUUAAGAGUAAUUCAUAAAAAUGUUUUAAUAAUUUA